AUUUUUCAUGUUGUAAAUAAAUAAAUAAAAUUAUUCGCCAUUGCUUCACCUUCAUUCCUUGAAUCACUGCUCUCAAUUUAUACAUAUAUAGUAUGUUGAACAGCACGUGCUAUUCCACUUCUAGCAUCCAAUCACUUAACCCCACGUGUCCCUCUUCUCUUAUCUCCACUCUUCAUAAACCUGAGAUUCACUAUAUUAGUCAAAAUACAAGAACAAGAAUUGUUACUUAUAAUACUAAAAGAAGAAGAAGAAGAAUGGCUAGUGUUGCUGCAAUGAAUGCUGUGUCAUCAUCACAAGAAGUUGGAGUACAAGAUCAAAAGGAGUUGAAAAAAGGAAUAGCAGAAUUAUAUGAUGAAUCAUCUGGUAUUUGGGAAGAUAUUUGGGGUGACCAUAUGCAUCAUGGUUACUAUGAACCACAAUCAUCUGUUGAAUUAUCUGAUCAUCGUGCUGCUCAGAUCCGUAUGAUUGAACAGGCUCUCACUUUUGCUUCUCUUAAUGAAGAUGCAACGAAGAAACCAACGUCCAUAGUUGAUGUUGGAUGUGGGAUAGGAGGCAGUUCUAGGUACCUUGCAAAGAAAUAUGGUGCUCAAGCUAAAGGUAUCACUUUGAGUCCUGUACAAGCACAGAGGGCCCAAGCUCUUGCUGAUGCUCAAGGAUUAGGCGAUAAGGUUUCUUUUCAAGUUGCAGACGCCUUGAAUCAGCCAUUUCCAGAUGGGCAAUUCGACUUGGUUUGGUCCAUGGAGAGCGGAGAACACAUGCCGGACAAAGAAAAGUUUGUUGGCGAAUUAGCUCGAGUGGCAGCACCAGGAGGCACAAUCAUCCUAGUUACAUGGUGCCACAGGGAUCUUUCCCCUUCGGAGGAAUCUCUCCUUCCAGAGGAGAAAGAACUGUUAAAUAAGAUAUGUAAAUCCUUCUAUCUUCCCGCAUGGUGUUCCACUGCUGAUUACGUGAAGUUACUUCAAUCUAACUCUCUUCAGGAUAUUAAGGCAGCAGAUUGGUCUGAGAAUGUAGCUCCAUUUUGGCCAGCAGUUAUAAAAUCCGCACUGACAUGGAAGGGAUUCACAUCAGUAAUACGCAGUGGAUGGAAGACAAUCAAAGCUGCACUGGCAAUGCCACUGAUGAUUGAAGGAUACAAGAAAGGUCUCAUUAAAUUUGCCAUCAUCACAUGUCGAAAACCUGAAUAAUUGUUUGCUUGGCUGUUGAUUAAUAAACAUUGAUGGAUCUUGGAAGAAAAAUAAACUAUCUACUUAGGCACAGGAAAUGCAACAUUUGAAUGAACUCCAGAUUGCAAGCUGAAGAAAUGACUUUGAGGCAGACCUCAAGAUAGACUAUACCACAGGCAUUUUCAGGAGACUACACCAGCUUUAGUAAUCCAUUCAUUAACAUAUUAUUAUUGUGCAAUAUGUUCAAAAUAAAAAUUCUACAGCCAUCUCAUAAAGUUCUGCUUUGUACGGUACCAAUCAUCAAAAGUGUAUUGACAUUAUUUCUUCAGGGGAAAGAUCAAGGGUCUCUAGUGCUAAGAAGAA
Messenger RNA from Lycium ferocissimum, 1526 nucleotides. RefSeq names its product gamma-tocopherol methyltransferase, chloroplastic. NCBI's taxonomy places the organism in Eukaryota, Viridiplantae, Streptophyta, Magnoliopsida, Solanales, Solanaceae. The transcript is spliced from 7 exons. Gene Ontology annotation, molecular function: S-adenosylmethionine-dependent methyltransferase activity. Gene Ontology annotation, biological process: methylation. Bases 93 to 1184 code for a protein of 363 amino acids. The record is from RefSeq and is a predicted model, not a curated record.